UUCUGUAGAGGAAUUAACGUCAACUGCAACAGCACACAGGCGAUAUCGAAGUGUCACUCCGUAAUCGAGUGUCUUGCCGUUUUCAGAGGAAGAGAGGAGGGUGGAACGAGUGGCGGUCACCGUGAACCCCGAUCGACGCCCGACUGGGGCCCCGGCGCGAUUAAUGGAGAACAUCUUUGGGUGCCGACGUCAGCUUCCGGUGACUUUUGCUACGUCAACGACUGCUCGAAACACGGGCCCCGGAUGAAAUGCGCAGCCUGCCGAGUGGUGGCUCACGCGGUGUGCGCGGUGAGCCUGAAUUUCGCCUGUAAGUCGGGUUUCCGGGACGUCGGUGUCCGCCAGUACCGGGAACAGACGAACACUCAUCAUCACUGGGUACAUCGGCGCUCGCAGAAAGGGAAGUGCGCCAAUUGCGGCAAGUCGUUCCAGUCGAAGCUGAGCUUCAGCUCCAAGGAGAUCGUCGCGGUGAGCUGCAGCUGGUGCAAGCUCGCCUACCACAACAAAGAGGCGUGCUUCAACGUGCAGAAGAUCGGCGAGAAUUGCGAGCUGGGUAUCCACGCGUCCAUCAUCGUGCCGCCAUCUUGGAUCGUGAAGCUGCCGCGGAAGGGCAGCUUCAAGAGCAGUUUGAGGAAAUCGCCGAGGAAGAAGAAGUCUGGGAGCGGUGCCGGCACCAGCAGGAAGAAAUCGAAGGAGAAGGAGAAGGACAAGGAGCAGGAGAAGGAUCAGGGAAGGCUGUGGGUGGUGAAGCCGAUACCAACGCCAUCGGUGAAGCCGGUGCUGGUUUUCAUUAAUCCGAAAUCGGGCGGCAAUCAGGGAGCCAAGCUUCUCCAGAAGUUUCAAUGGCUGUUGAAUCCGCGGCAGGUGUUCGAUUUGACCCAGGGUGGGCCCAAGAUGGGGCUAGAGCUGUUCAAAAAAGUUCCUAAUCUACGAGUUCUGGCAUGCGGCGGCGACGGUACGGUCGGUUGGGUGUUAUCAAUUUUGGAUCAGAUCGGCGCGUCUCCGCCACCGGCGGUGGGCGUCCUCCCCCUGGGAACUGGAAACGAUCUGGCCAGGGCUCUGGGAUGGGGUGGCGGUUACACGGACGAGCCGAUUGGAAAGAUCCUGACGAAUAUCGGCGACAGCGACACAACUCUGUUGGACAGAUGGCAGCUGGUGGUGGAGAGGAACCCCGACGCGCAGGGCGACGACGACAAUGGCAAAGGCAAAGAGAAUCUACCUCUGAACGUCGUUAAUAAUUAUUUCUCCCUCGGUGUGGAUGCUCAUAUCGCCCUUGAGUUCCACGAAGCUCGAGAGGCGCAUCCAGAGAGGUUCAAUUCGCGGUUACGGAACAAGAUGUUUUACGGCCAGAUGGGUGGUAAGGAUCUCGUGCGACGAAAGUGGAAGGAUCUCUCGGAAUUCGUCACGUUGGAUUGCGACGGCCAGGACAUGACGCCCAAGUUGAAGGAACACCGCGUUCACGCCAUUGUUUUCUUGAACAUCGCCUCGUACGGCGGUGGAACGCAUCCUUGGGGUGCUGCCAGUGGAACCAAGGAGCCAUCGACCGAAGAUGGGCUGAUCGAGGUCGUUGGUUUAACGACGUAUCAACUUCCGCUUCUUCAAGCAGGUGGACACGGCACCUGCAUCGCUCAGUGCAGCACGGCUAAGUUGGUUACCACGAGGACCAUUCCAAUGCAGGUCGAUGGCGAGGCUUGUCGGCUGUUGCCAUCCAUUAUAAAUCUGAAACUACUAAACAAAGCGACGAUGCUGGCGAAACGAAGAAACGCGAGCAAACCGCAACAGGACGUCAAACUAGACAGAUUAAAACUGCCGGUGAUGAAGAUCAAGAUGAUGGAUUACGAGAGGUAUCAUCACGACAAAGAUAUGUUGAAGAAGGCCGCGAUCACAUGGAUUGCGGAUCCACUCGAUCUUGACGCCACCACCGACCUAGAAUCCUUGAGGAAGAUCCUGGCGAAAGAUCACAACAUGGACACUUGUUGCUUCCUCGACUCGUGUACCGCCGAGCGAUUCUUCAGGAUUGACAGAGCUCAGGAGCAACUCCAUUACGUAACCGACGUGGCUGUCGAAGCGGUGUAUGUUCUCGAAGAGAAUGCGACCAAUCAAACGAGCGAAUCCGAUGGGACAAAGAUGUCUGCGAGGCAAGAACCGGAAACCGCUCAACCCUCGCCAAGCGAAGAACGACCAAAGUCAAACGCAGCCAUGACAAAAGAGAAGCCUGACGAAGUGCCAAUGGCGCAGCCAGUUACGGAAUCGCAGAACGCGGCGCCUGAAACACCACCGAAAACACAGGACGAGGCUCAAAAUUCUGCGAAACCUUCUGAAUCGAUGAGCCGAGAAACGCCAAAGGACGAACCUCCGACUGUGAAAAAGGAGGAGAGGUUGCCUGAAGACGCGACCAAGCAGAGCAGUUCCUCAAAAUCGAUCUCUGCGACGAUUGUCACACAGUCGCAGCAUCAAACAACACCCACUUUCAUUAGCCCACGAGAUAGACUUUUCGGCCUGAGUUCUGAGGUGCAUACGUUUAAUACCGGAUUACUAGAGAAAGCCAGUGAUGGUAUUUUGAAAGCAGCGAAAAUCGGCGAUCUACAGGCUUUGAAAGAACUUCACGAGAAGGGCUACUCCCUUUUGUCCAUCGAUUCCUCUGGACAAACUGCUCUUCAUCUAGCAUCGAGAUAUGGUCACAAAGAUAUUGUCAGAUAUCUCAUCGCUUGCGCACCAUCGACUAUCCUCAAUAUGAUCGACAAUGACAAAGGUCAGACCGCUUUGCACAAAGCGGCUCAAUAUAAGCGUCGUUCAAUUUGCUGCAUGUUAGUGGCUGGCGGUGCUACUUUAAUCAUCAAGGAUCGACACGGCAACACACCUCGCGAUCUAGCUCUGCAAGCGGAGGACCGUGACCUCGCAGCGUAUUUAUGCAGUCAAGAGCAGUUCCAGCUGACAACAGAAGAAAUGGAGAACGCCCUCUGACCUCCGGCCGUGAUUGGUAGAGCCUGAACUGAUCCCUAGUAAAAGAUCUCGCUCUUCAAUGGGACAUCCAGAGAAAGAACAUCCUGGGGCGAACGGACGGCCAACUCGUCGUCACCACACGACGUCAUCAAGACGAGAGACGAGCACGUUCGUUUUAACCCUCUUUCUCUUCGUGUUGCGUAAGUCGUAUGUGAUAAAUCGAUAGUUCUUUUUAUCAGACUGGCAGAAUAACGCUUCUGUCGAGUCGCGUAACUCACCGAAGGUUGAACUCACCAACCUCGAGAUCCCUUUUCACCGGCGUGUGUAAACUGAUCACACUGAUUCGCGCUGAUGAAUCGCGCGUUAUAAAGAUUAGAGAAAAUUUUUUCGAUCGAUUAAGAAACCUCUACAAUAAUAAUAAUACACGCGUAACAUAUUUUUAAUUUUUAUUAUAUCGUACUCUCUCGUACGAUCGAGCAGAGGAAGCUUGCCUCCCCUCGUCUCACGGGGAAAACCAUUCGCGCGCCGAUCGUUCGCGAAUUCUUCUCGAAGAACAGGUCGCGCGAUGGGACGAAACGAGAAGAUCGGGAGAUCUUUUUGCUCAUUCUGCAAACUGUUAAUAACGUAUCGGCGAGUUUUACGGGGCCAGACCCCCGGGGGGAGGGAAUGAAACCGAAUUAGUGAGAGACUAGGAUCAAAAGAGAGUCAUGAUGAACGAGGAAAUUGAAUCUAGUAGCUGAUAUAUAUAUAUAUAUAUCGUAAAGACUAAUCUUCACUUUAUCAUUCGCAUUCGUUUGUAUGAUUUUUUAUUUUAUAUUUUUCUACGUUCCAUUUUAACUAGGUAGUUACGAGUUGGCUGAGUACGAAAUAAACGCUGUCCCCUUAUCGAUUCUAGCGCCUGUCGUUAUCACGUAGACGUGAUAUUUACAUUUAUCGCGCGACUCGGCGCGUCUCUAAUUCGCCUACGUUCGAUUAAAGCGGAGCGCGCGGAAAACUUUUUAACGAUUUGAGCGUUCACGCAGAGUUCGGACGCAAUUCUUUCCGUUCCCGAAUUGAAGUUAGAGUCGUUCGAAGUUAGUUCGUUUGAUCAUCGGCGAGCCGUAUAAGCUGCGUUUGCGUUGGACAACUUGCAGGACAAGUUGUUUCGUUCGAUUAAAAAGUUCACAUCAUUAUCCGAGAGUUUGGCUGUUCGACCAUGGCCAGUACGUGUAUCGUAGAGAAGAAGUAAUCGUUCGAUAGAGAAUAUUGUUGAUGAGAUUAGGCAAAGGCAAAUCGAUUGUCGAUUCCUUAGUGCGAUUUUGAUCACUUCGCUGAUUUGUCGUUUGACGAACGAGCCUAUAAUAUUCCAGCUGCGUUUGCAUUACAAUUACAAUUGAAACGAUCAGGUUCGUUCUUGAUCGAGCGAUUGAAAGUUGUUUGAUGCUAAAAUUUGGUAUUUAUAGUGAUUGUGAACAGCUUGAGGUCGACUCGGUUCCCCGAAAAAUUGUUUAAUGUAAACGCAGCUUUACAUGGGCACUGUUGGUCGAAACGAGCAGGUCGUUUCGACUUGGACGGCACUGCGUUUACACAGGCGAUUUUGAAUAAUUGAAAGUGGAUCGAUCGGGCCAGGUUGCACAGAAACCUGCCGUGCCUCGAAAUGACAAAAAAAAAAAAAAAAAGUUGAUUAAACGCUAUAUGAGUUCAAUAAUCGUACAAUUUUUAUUACUUAAAAAUUAUUAUUCUUACAGUUCUUGUUGUUCCAUCAAACCAUAGUUUCAUUUCUACAACUUUUUUUAGACUGUUCUACACUCACUAUACUACUUAUUGUUCGACAAAUCAUUAAAAAAUACUCGAUAGAGGUAAGACGCCUUUUUUCAAAAUAAUAAUCUUCAAGCUAAAUUUAUUCAAUUUCGGGCAGCUUCCUGUGUAACUUGGCCCAAUUAGUCGUUUCGACGGGAACACGUCUAACGUGAGCGUAGCUUUAGAACCGUCGAUUCACGUUUUACGAAGUUUCCUUUGUACGUUUCUCUCUUCUGUUGUUUUUCUGAUUCGAUCGUUCGAACUGGACGUGAUUCGAGGGAGCAGAACGCGAUCGCCGAGAUCACUCGUCGUUACGAUUAUCUCGAAUGAAUUUUUCGCCAAGGCGAAAUGAAAUUUUCUAUCCGACUCUGCUGAUGUCCGAGCGUCCACAUUUUCGAAAACCAAUUCUUGUUGAAUUGUUCUCUUCGCUUGUUCUAGGAUACACAUAUCUUUUUCUAUAAGGAGAAGAAAAAAGAAGAGAGAGAGAGAGAGAGAGAGAGAGAAAAGAAACGAAUCUCGCGUUAGUAUAAUAUAUUAUACAUAUACAUAUAUUUUCUACACACAUUAAAAGAUAUACCGAUAUAAAAUAUUUAUCGCCCUUAAGAUAUAUAACAGACGUUUCUUCGCGAUGCUGGGCUCUUUUUUCCUCUUGUUCGUGAACAUUCGUCGAACUUCUUCGCACUGCUGGACACACAUACACACACGCGGAACGUAUGCACACGUACGCGUAUGUACUAUG
This is a messenger RNA of Frieseomelitta varia, 5458 nucleotides long. RefSeq names its product eye-specific diacylglycerol kinase (gene rdgA). Gene Ontology annotation, biological process: lipid phosphorylation; intracellular signal transduction; diacylglycerol metabolic process. Gene Ontology annotation, molecular function: ATP-dependent diacylglycerol kinase activity; protein binding. The annotation marks the transcript as partial. The record is from RefSeq and is a predicted model, not a curated record. NCBI's taxonomy places the organism in Eukaryota, Metazoa, Arthropoda, Insecta, Hymenoptera, Apidae. The transcript has 10 exons.